UCCGCUCAAGUACAGUGGGUGGCCACCUGUCCUUUCACACUCCAUUGGUACUUCCGCUGUAAGUCUACGAGGACGUCGUCAACACUUCUGCGGAGCAGUCGAGAGGGACCAGCGAAAACGACUGUUCCUUGGUCAAACUCCACGGCAUGAUGAAGUCACAGGGUGUAUUGGUGGGGGUGUCUCUGCUAACUAGCGUAGCUCUGCUGGGACUGAUAAACGUGCGGCAGAAAGAAGAGAUGAAGGAGCAGAAACAUGUAUCGUUCGAGACGAUUAAACUGCGUGUGACCAGAGACGUACUGGGAGAAUACCAACACGAGGUGAUCAGAGCUCACAACCUGCUGGACAAGACCAAGGCUCAGGUGGAUACUCUGGGGUCAGAACUCCCCCCACUGCAGGCUGCAGAGGCCAAGAAGAAGAGUGAACUGGAGGCAUGCCAGGGAGAAAAGAAACAUGUCGCUGAUGAGGUGGGGGCCAUUGAGGCAGAGAACAGUAACUCUAAAACUGAGUUUGAGAAGCAAAAGGCUGCCUGGGAAGCAGAGAUGACGUCUCUCAAACAGCAGGUGGUGCAGCGCAGCAAAGUGUGUGUCUUUGUGAAGAAGGACUCUGUAGAGGGAAGGAAACUGUGUGGAGAUGAACCGCCUAAACAAGAGGCCGCUCCAAAACCAGAUGCCCCCAAACCAGAAGAAUCCAAACCAGAUGCUCCCAAACCUGAUUCUCCUAAAGAAGCCUCCAAACCAGACGAACCCAAACCUGAUUCUCCUAAAGAAGCCCCUAAACAAGAGGCUGCCCCCAAACCAGAAGAACCCAAACCUGAUUCUCCUAAAGAAGCCCCUAAACAAGAGGCUGCCCCCAAACCAGAAGAACCCAAACCUGAUUCUCCUAAAGAAGCCCCUAAACAAGAGGCUGCCCCCAAACCAGAAGAACCCAAACCUGAUUCUCCUAAAGAAGCCCCUAAACAAGAGGCUGCCCCCAAACCAGAAGAACCCAAACCUGAGGCCCCAAAGAUGAGAUGAGCAGAGCUGGGGAUGGACGAAGAGAACGGGAAGAGCCACGUGGAAUCAAAGAAAAGACAUAAGGAAGGCAGAUGAAAAAUGGAGACCUUCUGCAGGACAUUUCUCUGUUCCUUUUUAAACUUGUUAGAACUUGUCCUUCAUGCUACUUUAGAGUGUCUAUUAACUACCAUCUAACAUGAGUGGAUAUUGAAUAUUUUUGUUAACCUUGUCCAUUCCUCUCUCUCAGUAUGACCCUCCCUCAGGGGGUGUUUGUGUGUGUGAUUUGAACAAAUGUGUAUGUGUCACCAGUAUCGACCAAUCGGAAAGUCCAGAGCCUCUCUCUGUCACUCCUCAUCAUCCUCACUCUGUUACCCCCGGUGACGGUAUUUUGCAGUGGUGGCGACCAUAGCAUUGACCAAUCAAAAGUCCUGGAUUAAACUAAUGGUAUUUCUGUUUGUCUGAUUCUGAUGUAAUAAAGCUUAACCCUAAAGGAAA
Molecule: messenger RNA, 1487 nt
Organism: Oncorhynchus mykiss (rainbow trout)
Lineage: Eukaryota; Metazoa; Chordata; Actinopteri; Salmoniformes; Salmonidae
Source: RefSeq, a predicted model, not a curated record